Mustela erminea (ermine) is the source of this 354-nucleotide messenger RNA. Its product is annotated as nucleoplasmin-3-like. The record is from RefSeq and is a predicted model, not a curated record. The coding region runs from base 1 to 354 and encodes 117 amino acids. Gene Ontology annotation, cellular component: nucleoplasm; cytoplasm; nucleolus. Gene Ontology annotation, molecular function: histone binding; RNA binding; chromatin binding. The transcript has a single exon. NCBI's taxonomy places the organism in Eukaryota, Metazoa, Chordata, Mammalia, Carnivora, Mustelidae. Gene Ontology annotation, biological process: chromatin remodeling.
AUGGGGCAUGUGCUGGCUUUGGUCUUGCUUUGCCGCACGGAGGGGCCUAAAGAUAAGCGUGAUGUGGUAGGACUUGUGGCCUGGAACCAUGACCGCCAGGAGACUGCCGUCCCUGGGACCCACCUCAAGAUGUCCUGGCAACUCAAGUUCAAUUUGGUUGACUUUCAGCUCCAACCACCUGUAUCCUUCUUCUUGAAGUCCAAUUCCGGUCCUGUACAGAUCACCCAUCAGCACCAAAUUAUUGCUAUAAGCAAUGAUGUUUCUGAGAAGAGAGCAAAAGAAGAGGGAAGUGAGGAGAUGGAAGCUGACUUGUGCCCCAUUUUGCCUGCUAAGAAACAGAAGGACAGGCCCUAA